Pocillopora damicornis (cauliflower coral) is the source of this 1771-nucleotide messenger RNA. RefSeq lists its product as uncharacterized. The record is from RefSeq and is a predicted model, not a curated record. Gene Ontology annotation, molecular function: enzyme activator activity; mRNA binding. NCBI's taxonomy places the organism in Eukaryota, Metazoa, Cnidaria, Anthozoa, Scleractinia, Pocilloporidae. Gene Ontology annotation, biological process: deadenylation-independent decapping of nuclear-transcribed mRNA; deadenylation-dependent decapping of nuclear-transcribed mRNA; positive regulation of catalytic activity. Gene Ontology annotation, cellular component: P-body.
UUGGUGACAUUCUACACAACGUUUCACCCAGAAACUUCAAAAUGGCGGCGGAGAGAGUAGCGAAUUCGUUGAACCUUACAGCGAUAAAGAAAAGCGAUCAGUGUGCCAUGAAUAUCUUGGAUAAUGCAUCACAAGUGGCACUUUACAAGUUUAACGGUGAUACACAAGCCUGGGAGAAAACAGAAGUGGAAGGAGCCUUAUUUGUUUAUAAUAGGUCUGCUACACCAACAAGUGCCUUUUUUAUUAUGAAUAGAUUGAGUAUGAAAAAUAUGAUGGAGCCAAUAACAAACACAAUGGAGUUUAAACUUCAAGAUCCAUUCCUCCUGUACAGGAAUAGUGCAAAAGAGAUAUUUGGUAUUUGGUUCUAUGAUGUUGAGGAAUGCAAAAGACUGGCCAGCCUAUUGACUAUGAUCAGUUCUCAGAAAAAUGCAUUAGGAAGUGCCACAGUCAUUUCACCCAAACCAUCAUAUGUUCAAGAGAAGCCAAAGGAAAGUCCAAGCAAUACCACAGAGGAAAAAGUUGAUAUCAUGCAGUUAUUUGCCAAGGCCCAGGAGAAAUACAAUAAUCAGUCCAAGACAAGUGGUGCAAGUGCAGUAGUUACUCAGGUAGUAAACGCAGCCCCAAGACCACAGAUACCUUCUGAGCAAAGAGAACAUCAACAGCGAUUCCUCCAACAAAACCAACAACCACUGGAACAGUUUCAAAAAAUAUUGCAAACUCAGGACACUCAGCCAAAGAAGCAAAGAGCACACUCUACCCCUGUCCCCUACCUGUUAGGAAAUUUGUCACUGUCCCCUGUGGGGAAAGGACCAUCCAAAGGGGAGGGGCAACAGAAUGGUGUAUCACCAGCAAGGGAGGGACAGACAAGUAAGAAGAAACUGAAAGUGAAGAGUAUCCCUCUGUCAGAUGUGAAGGCUCCAGUAAUUUCAGGAUCCAUGAAUAGAAGUCAGGAUGACUCUGCAGUUACUGAACAAGGAAAAGCAAGUGCACAAAGAAAGUUAUUUCAGAACGAGAAGGUGGAAUCAAAAAGCCUGGCCAUGGCACCUGCAACACCCACAGUUCCUCCACAGACAAUAGUGGCUUCUCAAGCAAAGGACUCUCCUCAGAAGCCACAGCUGGACCAAGGGGGUGCCACAGCAGCAUCACUUAUGUCUCCAUUAGCGUUCAAAACCUCAGGGAAAGUGACUGUUCAAACACCAACACCACCUCAGCCCAAACAGCCUCCAAAAAUGGACAUCGCUCCCCUAACACAAGAACAACUAGUUCAAGCGCUGACAUAUUUAUUAAAGAAUGACUCACAGUUCGUAGCCAAAAUACACGAGGCAUACUUCAAAAGUCUUCAGGAGAAAUUACCAACGUAGCCAUAACUGUUUCCACGGUUGGUAUUCCUUUGUCGAGCAGCAGGCAAAAACCUGGAUUCCUUUUUGCAGUGGGACACCAAAGGGAGAAGAUAUCGACCUGAAGGGUUAUAUGAAGAAGGAUAUAUGAUGGCAAGGUUUAACACGUUUUAAAUCCAAUUGAAAAUAAUUCAAUAGUAAAAAAUUGCGAGGAUGAUUGGGAAGCUAUGAGUAUCUCGUGAUAUCCGAAAGUAAGUUUUUCUAGCAUGUACAAAUUUUUCCUUUAAUUUUAGCUAAUGUUUGUUGUACUUUUAUGUGAUAGAGAAAUAAUUAUUGGCCAUGAAACUCAAGCAAAAAGGAAUAAUUAUGGAGACGAAUGAAGGGACUAAAAAUGACAAACUUGGAAUAAAUGUUUAACCCUUUUCGUACUAACA